GUUUCCCAAAUUGCACUGGAUCAACCCGUGGCCGAGGAAGGUAAAACAGAAGAAGAACAACGAAAAGAAAUUGAAGCAAAAGAUAUGGCCGCACAAGCACAAAUUCUGGAAAUGGUUGGCGAUUUACAUCAUGCAGACGAAAAACCACCCGACAACGUUCUAUUUGUGUGCAAAUUAAAUCCUGACCUCGAGAUUAUUUUUUCUCGUUUUGGAAAAAUAAAAUGUUGCGAAAUUAUUCGGGAUAGAAAGACCGGAGCCUCACUGCAAUAUGCGUUUAUCGAAUUCGAAGAGGUAAACUAUCUUCUCAAUUGUUUGUCCUUUAAAACGAAAGCUCACUGUGCGAUUUUUCUAUUAUGGAUUGAAAAUGUUUGA
Messenger RNA from Gongylonema pulchrum, 372 nucleotides. NCBI's taxonomy places the organism in Eukaryota, Metazoa, Nematoda, Chromadorea, Rhabditida, Gongylonematidae. The record is from the annotation of a GenBank genome assembly.